UAAUAAUACCUUAUUACUCUCUUGCAGAAAUAGAUUUUUUCUGCAUUAACCCGGUUGCGGUGCUCCGGGGAGCUGAUGGCGGCUGGGGGUCACGGUGUUGACCUGUCUGCUCUGUGACUCAAACCAGCGAAGUCGCAAACCCCCGCUUUCUACGACCACUUCCCGAGCCUCUAGGCCAUCGCUGCCCUAAUUAAAGAUGAGGGAUCUGCACAGAAACAACCUGCUAUUUGAGAAAACUGUGUUUGAGUUCACCAGCACGAAUCACCGCUGGAAACUGUUGUGUUGAGGUAUUAAAGCAGCCGUAUCCCUUCCUUCACCUCGUGCGUGUGAAGUGCUGGCACGGCGACGGUCGGCGUGGAACCCGACCCUCGUCCUCUUUGUCGUCGCCGCGGCGUCGGGUCAAACGGUGUCGUGUUCACCCCGCCUGGGCGUGGGCGCGUCGGGCCGUCACGCAGGUAAUGGAAAGACACAGCGAGGUGUGAGGUGAUCACAUGUCGAGGGAUUGUGGGGCCGUGCGAGCGACCGCGGCCUGAAGUCAUGAAUUAGUAAAGCUCGACCGACACAUUUUCAAACACUGUGUGAUCCUCGGAAAUGUGCAACAGACACUUAUGAAGCAACCCAAGGUGUAAACACCACUUAUAUUUCUUCUUAUACAACCAAACAGAUGAACUUCUUCUGCUGAUCCUCGUAACGAUCGUGUUUUCAUGGCGGACACACUGUACCACUGAAGAUUAUGUUCUGAUUUCACCACAUUCUGUUUUCUGUUUUCCCAAAGCCAUGCCUGUAAAACGAGAGGACUUCAUGCCCCACUAACUGAAAGAUGCCCCGUCGGACUGGUUUCUGUUGAAUGGACUCAGCGAGAGACGCUCAGAUUUCACCAGAAAAAUCGCCGCAGACGACAAGAAGAGUGUGAAGGAAUCCGAAGGAGGAGACGUCAACCUUUAACCAUGUGUGAGGGAGGAUGUGGCUAAUGGAGUUUGAUUGGGGAAAAAAAUGGACAGGUCCAACCAGUUCAUUUGCAGUCGGCGGCGACGCCACGGCGGUCAUGGAUUAUUCCGCCUACUGCGGCCGCUGCCUGCUCUUCUUCUUCCUGGCCAUCUUCAUGGACGCAGUGGGCUUCAUCAUCUUCCUGGUGGGGGUCGCCGCUCCCAUCAAGUCCUGGGACUUCUUCGUGCUGUCGGGGCCGCUGCUCAUUUUCCUCAGCCUGGUGUUCUGGAUCUUCUGGUACCUGGGGAAUCUGGAGGUGCCGGCGGAAGACUUCCUCCCCAGAUGAAUUUGUUUCUUCAUGGCUGAAGGAAAGAACUAAAGCAGGUGCGGUUCUUUGUAUUGAAGCUCAACGCAAACAUGUUGGGUUGAUGGAACUUGAUACUGAAGAGUCCGUUUCGUCUGCAGGGGGACAAGGUCUCUCCAUGCUUCCAGACAUUUUGGGAUUUAACUCUGAGAGGACGCUGGAUGCAGAGAACCUCGCACUGCUGCGAACUUUGGUAGGAAGAGGACGAACGCUGAGGCUGAAACUCCAGCGUCUGAUUCCGAUCUUAGUCCAGUGUGGGGGAGACGGUGCAAAACUUGACCGUCAACUUUCAGCUGAAAGCUCAUCAGAUAAGCACAAGCAUUCACAAACGUGCCAGUUUCUGACUAAAGGAUUCCUAUUGUCAAUCAUUUAUACUUUGUGUCAAUUUUCUUUUUGGAAUCGAUUUGCUCGUCUCAUGUGUUUACUAACAGCAUUUCUGUGACAUUAUGUAGUGUUAUUGCUACUCUUCUGCUUGUAUUUUCUUUGCAGUUGUUUUGCUAUUUUGCUUUUUACUAUCGUCCUAAAUCAACAGUUAAACCAGGAUGUGGUACCUGUCUAGCAGGAUGCUGGAAAUUACACAAAGCAACAAUAAAACCCUGUUUGUUAUCAGA
Molecule: messenger RNA, 1902 nt
Organism: Salarias fasciatus (jewelled blenny)
Lineage: Eukaryota; Metazoa; Chordata; Actinopteri; Blenniiformes; Blenniidae
Product: putative transmembrane protein
Exons: 2
Coding region: 962-1273 (103 amino acids)
Source: RefSeq, a predicted model, not a curated record